CUGAAGGAUUGUGGACCGGCCCUCUGCUUAAAAAGUUUGGGGACCCCUGCUCUACUGUAUACAUAAACACUAAAAUCAGUUAUCUUCAUAUUAUGGCCAUGUUUGGCCAUGUUCCAGAAGCAUUCUCUUCUGAUGUUUCACCCACAUCUAAAGCAGGCAUCCUCAGAGGUUGAGGGGUCUGUUUUAAUUCUAUUUUAAAUCCGGACAGUGCAGUGUGAAUGGUCCCCAGGAAUAGGGUUGCCAGGGUUUCCAGCAUUUCUGCUCCUGUGCAUACACAAAAUAACAGCAGGGAAGUUUCCUGGUGUGGAAGGUUAUGGGGUGCAAGAAAUUCCUUUUAUAAAAAUGUCCCCAGGCCACUGAUGAUGGCAGGAUUUGUCCCAAGGAGAGCUAAAGUGGUCCAGCUCUUGCCCAGGCCAAUCCCUGUGCUCUGUCUCUUUAAGAAGGCAGCGCAGAGAGAGAGAGAACCGCAAAGUACGCAGCUGCUGCUGCCUGGGCAGCCCUGUGCCCAUCCCCUCCCAUCAGCCCAGCCUCCUUUCCCACAAGGUUGCAGGGGAGCAUCACCGGCUGAGCAAUAUGGAAGAAGACACUGGAGCAGGUCGCUGAAAAGAGACGCUGGCUGCUUCCGCAGUGGGGCUGCUGCACCCUCGGCCAUUGGCCCAGAGCAUCACCAAAGAGAGGAGAAAGCGGGCUUCUUCUUGGCAUCAUCCCUGCUGCCUGAGCUGUUCCAGUUGGGGUCGCCGUUGGCUCCACCACCAAGCCCUGCGGCUCCAUUGCUAUGUCCCUGCCCGGAAGCAGAAGACCCUCCACGGGAUCCCGAAGCCACGAGUUUUACGAAAGGAGUGGCUUUGCCUCGUUCUUUAAGUCUGCCACGGCCCCUGCCACUCCCACCGAGAAACAGCCUCUUCUUCCUGCCUCCAGGCGUCCCUCCCCACCUGUCAGCAUGCGGGACACCUACGGCACCUCCUCGCUCAGCAGCAGCAGCAACUCCGGCUCCUGCAAGGGCAGCGACAGCAGCCCCACCCCAAGGCGGCCCGUCAAGUACCUUUUGUGCAGCGACAACCAUGGCAUCAAGCCCCCGACCCCCGAGCAAUACCUCACCCCACUCCAGCAGAAGGAGGUCUGCAUCCGGCACCUGCGGGCCAGGCUGAAGGACACCCACGAGCGGCUGCAGGACAGGGAUUCUGAGAUCGACGACCUGAAGACCCAGCUCUCCCGGAUGCAGGAGGACUGGAUCGAGGAGGAAUGCCAUCGGGUGGAGGCCCAGCUGGCUCUGAAAGAAGCCCGGAAAGAGAUCAAGCAGCUCAAGCAAGUCAUCGACACGGUCAAGAACAACCUGAUUGAGAAGGACAAGGGCCUCCAGAAGUACUUUGUGGACAUCAACAUCCAAAACAAGAAGCUGGAGACUUUGCUGCAGACCAUGGAGGUGGCCCAAGAUGGGGCAGGGAAAGAGGAAGGGGCGGCCGAGUCGGCAGGCGGAUCCCCGGCCCGAUCCCUGACCCGCAGCUCGACUUACACCAAGCUCAGUGACCAAGGAGCUGCCGACCGGAACAUCGGUGGUUCCCAGACCAUCUCGGUGGAUGAUGCAGCGGACAGCGGUUUCGCCGCAGCAGACGACUCCUUGAGCCGGACGGAUUUCUUGGAUCAGAGCAGCCUCAUCUCCUCCGGUGUGGACUGUGGCACUGAUGAAAUCUCCCUCCAGACCAACUCCACUUUGGGCUCCCGGGUCCCAACCAGCUCCACGUACGAGAAACUGAUGGGGUCCCAGCAGAGCGUGGAGGCCGCCGUUCAAGUCAGCUGCAUGCAGGAGCAAGCCAUCCAGACGGACUUUGUACCUUACCAGCCGGAUCUUGACACCAUUGUGGAAAAGGUCAAGAAAUCCCAAGCCUGCGGUGUGGCCAAUCCAAUCAUGGCACGGGACUCCGAAAUAGAGGAUGCUCCGGAGGUAAAGAGCUCCAAGGUUGGUUCCCAGUCACUCCCAGAGAUGAGAGACUUUGCAACUGACAACCCCAGCUCAGAUGUUAUCAUCAACGCUGAGGAAGAAGGAGAUAAUCCUGAUAGGGAAUCAGUCUCCAAAGAGUGCGGCAAUUCUGCGGUGCACGAACUGGAGAGCCAUUCGGUGAGCAUCGUCUGUGCUCCAGAAGAGGAGGCUUCGGAGGCCGCCCCAGAGGCAUCCGCAGCAGCAUCCACAAUGGAGCCCAGAACAUAUUGGAGCCGCCAUUUCAUCGUGGAUCUUUUAGCCGUGGUGGUCCCGGCGGUGCCGACGGUGGCCUGGCUGUGCCGUUCCCAAAGAAGGCAAGGUCAACCUAUCUACAACAUCAGCUCCCUGCUCAGGGGCUGCUGCACCGUGGCUUUGCACUCCAUCCGCAAGAUCAGCUGCCGCUCCGUGGCCGCCCCCAGCGGCUCUUGUCCUCAGCCGUGAUCCCCGUCACCGUCCAGCCCAUCAGUUGCUUCACACGCACAGGCUCUUUCUCCAGAGAAGCCGAUCUAUGCGGGGAGGGAAACAGUUCAGAUUGAGCUGACCGCUGAUUGUAAAUUCCAUCCAUGCACUUGAAACGUUUUUUUUAAAUAUAUUUAUUUGGGGGCAACUUGAGGAGAGUUCUGACCUGCUGCAACUUACUUCUUUUAUGCAAAAGACUUAGGAGAAGACAUGGCUGCUGUUUCUAGAUUUGUUUUCUAGACGUCCGUAAUGGGAGAGGGCGGUUUUCUCCAUUGUGCUGAAGGAUGCUUACCUUCUAGUUGGUACAGCUCCAGGGAACUGACUUUUCACUUGAAGAGAGUUGCCAUCAUUUUUUUUCCUGAAAUGCUGGAUGAGCCAAACUUUUUCUCCUUUUCACUCUUGAUGUUUUGAAGCACGUUUUCUGCAUCCUUAGCUUAACUCUUUCCCCUCCCCAGUUUUUCUCAGCUGAACCAGAGAUGGUGUCCAUAUUGCACAGUAGUACCACUUCAAUACCACUUUAACUGCCAUGGUUCCAUAUCAGAGAGCUCUGACCAUCAGCUAUUUAAAAUUCUCUGCAGAGAGAAGGAUAAGUUGCUCAAUAGACUAGGUAAAGGUAAAGGUUUUCCCUUGACAUUAAGUCCAGUCGUAUCUGACUCUGGGGGUUGGUGCUCAUCUCUAUUUCUAAGCCGAAGAGCCGGCAUUGUCCGUAGACGCCUCCAAGAUCAUGUGACUGGCAUGACUGCAUGGAACGCUGUUACCUUCCCACCAGAGCGGUACCUAUUGAUCUACUCAUAUUUACAUGUUUUCAAACUGCUAGGUAAGCAGAAGCUGGGGCUAACAGCGGGAGCUCACCCCGCUCCCCAGAUUUGAACCGCCAACCUUUUGGUCAGCAAGUUCAGCAGCUCAGCGGUUUAACCCACUGCGCCACCGGGGCUCUGCCCUUACCUACUUAGACUACCUACCUAGACUUCCUAGACUACAAAUCCCAAUAUGCUAUAGGAGGGAGUCAUGGAAGUUAAAGUGGGAUAAUGCUACUGGGAAGUGUGGACACAUCCUGAGCUUGCCUCAUCUUCACUCCCUGCUUUUGCUCUGUUUCCUUCAUACUUCCUUUAUGGUACUGGACUACAACUCCCAUCAGCCCCAGAGCAGGCUCAGAUGAUGAUGAUGAUGAUGAUGAUGAUGAUGAUGAUGAUGAUGAUAAUGGGAGUUACAGUUCAGAGCCCAAAAUUGCUUCCUCUCCUACUUUCCAAUGUCAGCUUUACAGGAAUAGCUGGAUCUCUCAUGCAAAGCUGGCUUCGGAACAGGAGAGUGCAUUUUGACCUGUAGGGUCUAUCCAUCUGUCAAAACUUAGAAAGUUUUUUAAUCCUUAGUUAUAGUUCCAAAAAACCUUCAAAAGCAUUCAUUGUUCUAAUCAAAAGUUUUUCAAAGAAAAGCUUUUGUUUCAAUUGCCUGAGAUAGUUAUUUGCUAGUUACUUUUUUAUAAAAAGAGCAACGGAAUAGUAUAAGUUAAUGGUUUAGCUAUUAAUGCUAAGCACCCCAACACAUCAUUUCAGCACCCAGAAACGACCACGAGGCACAGCAUACGCCUGCACUUGAACCGUGUGAUCUUCCUCCUCCACAUUCACUCUCUUUAAGUAUAUCAGUGUUGCAUUACAAAAAGGAAAUAAUUCCAUGUUGCAAUCACAAUGCAACUGAGGAAUGCUUUAGUCGUUGCAAAAAGGAAUUAGUCAUAAAUAUCUAGUUGGGUGUAGCUUCUUUCUUCUAUUGAUUAUCAAAUAAUAGCAGGACCUAUUUGUUGGUUUAUGGCAGUGAUGGGCAAACUUGGGCCCUCCAGGUGUUUUGGACUCCAACUCCCACAAUUCCUAACAGCCUACCGGCUGUUAGGAAUUGUGGGAGUUGGAGUCCAAAAUACCUGGAGGGCCCAAGUUUGCCCAUGCCUGAUCUAUCUCCAUGAAUGUGCCAGAUUUUCUUAGAAACAGUCCUGAACUUUGCAUCUUCCUAGGGCUAAAUGUUUAGCUAUCUUUUUCCUCAUAAAACCCUAACUCUUUAGGUCCCCAAAUCCCUAUCUAUCGAUCAUCUAUCUAUCUAUCUAUCUAUCUAUCUAUCUAUCUAUCUAUCUAUCUAUCUAUCUUUCUGAUGGACCAGAUCUUCUUAAGGCACUCCAUGCAAUCUUUGAAACAGUCUCCCCCAACUUCCAUAUCUCAAUGUUCAGGUGAAAACCUAACUUUUUAGGGCCUUGAACCCCCCAAGUGAUUGAGGUUCUCCAAUGACAAAAUGUAAGCAGAAAGGCGCCGAGGAUAUGCAACUUUUAAAACUUUGAUUAUGGACUUGCUUUGACUUAUUCUGAACUAAGCUCCAAAAAAAGGAGUUGGAGAAUAAGAGAGAUAAUCCGGCACUUCUGCCUCCUGUUUAAGAGUGUUGUGGAAUGUAGUGGCUCACGAAUGCAAAACUUUUUUUUGAAAAAAUCACUUUUGACGACCACGGAAAUGUCACUUGCCCUUCUCCUCCAGAAACCACAUCCAUAGGACUUUUUAGGACUCUGUGCUCUGCCAACCGGAGGGAAAAGAACUGUGCUUCUUCUGCUCCGUUUCUUGGACGCUGCUCCAGCGAAAAGACUGGGAGAAGCUAGAUAUAUAUACCUCGGAUAGCGAAACCUGCCGUGUUCCCGUCUUGGGGGCUGCGGCGAAGAAGUCCUUAAGUUUGUUCCUGUCUCGCUUUGCACUAUGUUCACUUUUUUUUGGCAAACUUGAACCCUUUCGGACGAAUGUCCCGGCUGCACCCAUCUGGGUGGGUUGUGUGUUCCAAUGGGCAGCCUUCUUCGGUGCUGCUGGUCAGAUUGAUUCCUUUUUAGGACCGAAGAAGCGAAGCAACAUUAAGGUACUUGGAUGAUGCCUCUCUCUAGCCCCCCAGCUGCUUUUUUCACUAGUCCUGCAAACUUUGGAGAAAAAGCCAAAAGGCCAGUUGGUUGGAGACGUGCUUUGAUCUCACUUGAGCUUAAACAUAUGAAGGUUUGGGUCAUGGGUUACGGUGAGAAUAAGAAUUCUGAAUAUCCUGUGAAAUUUUCCUUUAGUCCCCAAAGGUUAACAUUGCAGUAACUUAAAAGAUGUGAGUUCUUCUUAUCUGGAAUUCAAAAUUAGAAAUAAACAUCCAGUUACAGUAGAGUCUCACUUAUCCAACAGAAUGUUGGAUAAGCGAAUAUGUUGGAUAAUGCAGAGGCAUUAAGGAAAAGCCUAUUAAAUAUCAAAUUAGGUUAUGAUUUUACAAAUGAAGCACCAAAACAUCAUGUUAGACAACAAAUUUGGCAGAAAAAGUAGUUCAAUACGCAGUAAUGCUAUGUAGUAAUUACUGUAUUUAUGAAUUUAGCACCAAAAUAUCACGAUAUAUUGAAAACAUUGACUACAAAAAUGCGUUGGAUAAUCCAGAACGUUGGAUAAGCGAGUGUUGGAUAAGUGAGACUCUACUGUACUUCUGAAUUUGUUAUCAAAGGCUUUUAUGCCCAGAAUCACUGGGUUGCUGCAAGUUUUCUGGGCUGUCUGGCCAUGUUCCAGAACCAUUCUCUCCUGACCUUUUGCCCACAACUAUGGCAAGCAUCCUCAGAGGUUGUGAGAUCUGUUGAAAAUGAGGCAAGUGAGGUAUAUUUAUCCGUGGAAUGAUGUCCAGGUUGCGAGAAAGAAUUCUAGUCUGCUUGAGGCAAUGGUGAAUGUUGCAAUUAAUCACCUUGAUUAGCAGCGAAUAGCCUUGCAGCUUCAAAGCCUGGCUUCUUCCUGCCUGGAGGAAUCCUUUGUUGGGAGAUGUUAGUAGGCCCUGAUUGUUUUAUGUCUGGAAUUCCUCUGUUUUCUGAAUGUUGUUCUUUAAUUACUGUCCUGAUUUUAGAGUUUUUUAAUUCUGGUAGCCAGAUUUUGUUCAUUUUCAUGAUUUCCUGGCUAACAGUAUUAAAAAAAACCUCUAAAAUCAGGACAGAAAAUAAAGAACAACACUCAGAAAACAGAGGAAUUCUGGACAUGAAACAAUGGUGACAGUUCCUGACAUGGUGGUUGUUAGAGCGGUCCAGCAUUUCUGUGUUCUUAAAUAAUAUUCUAUGUCCAGGUUGGUUCAUCAGGUGCUCUGCUAUGGCUGAUUUCUCUGGUUGAGUGAGUCUGCAGUGCCUUUCAUGUUUCUGGAUUUAUGUUUCUGCGCUGCAUUUGGUGGUCUCUAUGUAGUCUUGUCCACAGCUCCAUGGUAUACGCUAGACUCCUUCUCAGCCAUAGCAGAGCACUUGAUGAACCAGAGUGGACGCAGCAUAUUAUUUGAGAACACAGAAAGGCUGGACCACUCUCACAACCACCGUGUGAGGCUACACAGAGAAGCCACUGAAAUCCACAAGAAGCAUGUGGACAAUUUCAACAGAAAGGAGGAAACCAUGAAAAUGAACAAAAUCUGGCUACCAGUAUUUUAAAAACUCUAAAAUCAGGACAUUCAAAGGACAGGGGAAUUGCAGUCAUGAAUCAAUCAGGGCCAGCUAACACCUCCCAACAAAGGACUCCCCCAAGCAGAAAGCAGCCAGUACUUGCAUCUGCAAGGCCAUGCAAUGCUAAUCAAGAUGACCAAUUGCUAUAAUAACACUCACCUCAAACAGACAAGCGAUUUUUCUCCCACCCUGGACUUUUUACAGAUAUAUAAACCCCACUUACUUAAUUUCCAACAGACCUCACAACCUCUGAGGAUGCCUGCCAUAGAUGUGGGCGACACAUGAGAAGAGAAUGCUUCUUGAACAUGGCCAUACAUCCUAGAAAACUCACAGCAACCCUCUUCUGAAUUGUUCCCACUUUGGGACUUGUUUGAAAAACCAGACAGGAAAAGGCCCUGAGAUUUGCCACUUCUCCCCUUUACUAAUUUCAGCUUGCUUUUGCAGAUAACUGUAUGUUCACACAAAGGGUGUGUCUUUUGUGAUGCCGGAAGGGACAAUUCCACACAAAUGUACAAUUUUUGCUAUGGGUUUUUAUAGUCUGUCCUUGUGAAGGGCCACCACUGAAGCAGAGCUUGCGGUGGAAUCCGAGGUCUCGGUCUGUAUAUUGC
Messenger RNA from Anolis carolinensis (green anole), 7492 nucleotides. RefSeq names its product syntaphilin (gene snph). Lineage: Eukaryota; Metazoa; Chordata; Lepidosauria; Squamata; Anolidae. The transcript is spliced from 6 exons. Gene Ontology annotation, cellular component: cytoplasmic microtubule; mitochondrion. Gene Ontology annotation, biological process: neuron differentiation. The record is from RefSeq and is a predicted model, not a curated record. The coding region runs from base 776 to 2419 and encodes 547 amino acids.